Rhagoletis pomonella (apple maggot) is the source of this 950-nucleotide messenger RNA. RefSeq names its product adenylate kinase-like. The record is from RefSeq and is a predicted model, not a curated record. Gene Ontology annotation, molecular function: nucleoside diphosphate kinase activity; ATP binding; AMP kinase activity. Lineage: Eukaryota; Metazoa; Arthropoda; Insecta; Diptera; Tephritidae. Gene Ontology annotation, cellular component: cytoplasm. The transcript is spliced from 5 exons. Bases 69 to 905 code for a protein of 278 amino acids. Gene Ontology annotation, biological process: nucleoside triphosphate biosynthetic process.
GGGUGAUAUUAAAAAAUAUCCUUAUACUUUGAUGCUACUAUUAGAUAUUAUCGUUUAAAUACAAAGGCAUGUAUUUUCCCAUACAAAAAUUGGCAAUGGCUGAGUAUUCUGCAGAACUAAUGGUUUAUUUCGAGAAACAUAAAAUAAUUGAAAUUAUAACGCGCUUGAUGGCCGAAAUUGGCCUUAUACGACCUACCAACCCACAGCAUUGGAUAGCCAAAAAUAUACGACGCAUUGCCGACGAGUUUUAUCAUAUGUGCCUAAAAGCAAGCUAUACGAACAGCAAUAUAGAUUACUACCAACUACCACGCCGCUUCCAUCAUCGCAUAGUCGUAUUUGGCCGCAGCGGUUCUGGUCGGAAAACUCAGGCAUUGGCUAUGACAAAACGUUUCAAUUUAGUUUAUAUUGACGCUGACCAACUAAUCCAUGCAACUUUCUUUCUCAACGACGGCUUGUCAAGAUUGUUGCAUAAAGCAUUCGCCGACAAUGUGGCAAAGGAUAAAUCGAUGGUCGUAGCUGAGAUCAUACAAAGGCGCUUGGCACAAAUGGAUGCCUUGCGUCAGGGUUGGGUAUUGAUCAAUUAUCCCCAUAAUGUUGAGGAAUUCACAGAAAUGUUUGAAAAAUUCAAAAUUCCACCCAAUAAACUUGUGUACUUGCAGUGUCCCGAAUUAAUGGCACUGCGACGCUUAGUGACAAAGCCAGAUCUGGGAUGCCCACAAAAUACAUGCAAAUAUAUAGAACAUGAGAUGAGAUAUUUCUCGCGCAAUGAAGCUACGGUAAAUGAAUAUCUUGCACGUCGCCACGAGACAAUCUACAUAGAUGCGACACGUUGCUUCGAAGCGGUGCGUACAAAUUUAUGGAGGCAAAUGGAACGCUUGCCUUAUGUGAUGGGUUAUAAAAGUUAAUAACUUACUUCGCUAUAACAAAAUUGACAUGAAGCGUUUUCAUAA